Molecule: messenger RNA, 921 nt
Organism: Penicillium canariense
Lineage: Eukaryota; Fungi; Ascomycota; Eurotiomycetes; Eurotiales; Aspergillaceae
Product: shikimate dehydrogenase family protein
Exons: 1
Coding region: 1-921 (306 amino acids)
Biological process (GO): chorismate biosynthetic process; shikimate metabolic process
Molecular function (GO): shikimate 3-dehydrogenase (NADP+) activity
Source: RefSeq, a predicted model, not a curated record
AUGACGCAGCAAGAAGAGAUGACACUUCAUCUUGUUGGUGUAGGUGUCUCCCAUUCCAUUGCCCCAGCAAUGCACAACUACAUCGCAAAGUCGUUCGGCCUCCCAUGGACGUUCUAUUCGACAGAGUGUCCGGUGAUUGAAGACCUAGUCACCUUAGCCACUAAAUCUACUACGUCCGGCCUGGUAGUCACGAUGCCAUACAAAAACUCAAUUAUGCCAUUCCUGGAUGAGUUGGAUGAACUCGCAACCAUCAUUGGUGCUUGCAACAAUGUUUACUACAGAGGCGACAAGGUCAGGCGCCUAUGCGGCACCAACACCGACUGGAGAGGAGUUAAAGGCUGCCUCUUGGAAAAGGGAGAAGAAAAGGAUCGGCCUUCAGCAGCACAUCCUGCCUCUGCUUUGAUUGUGGGAGCGGGUGGAGCAAGCCGGGCAGCUGUGUAUGCUCUCAUCGAGCACCUUCACUGUCCGACGAUUUAUAUUUUGAACCGAGACGACCGGGAGGUAGAGGAUCUCAUCAGGGACUCGAGACGACUUCCAGCAGCCCCGAAGAUCAUUCACGUCAAGACCGUGGAUGAAGCCACGAGACUGACCAGCCCAUACUAUGUCGUGGGGACUGUGCCAGAUAUUGAGCCAACCACAGUGCCCGAGCUGGCUGUUGCUUCAAUUCUGAAACACUUUCUUUCCCGCCCAGAGAAAGGGGUAUUGCUGGAUAUGUGUUUUAAGCCACGGCGGACAAGAAUGAUAAAGUUGGCCGAGCAACUGGGUUGGCCAUGCGUGGACGGAACGCAUGUUAUCGGUUACCAGAUCGAGGAGCAAUGGCGCUUGUGGGCUGGAGAGGAGCGGGUUCAGAAACUGGAUCGAGAAGGGGCCUGGAAUGUCCUAUUGAAGGCUGCUGCGGAUACCAAAGGAAUCAAUUUCUAG